Messenger RNA from Ceratina calcarata, 2871 nucleotides. Its product is annotated as solute carrier family 35 member C2. Lineage: Eukaryota; Metazoa; Arthropoda; Insecta; Hymenoptera; Apidae. Gene Ontology annotation, molecular function: DNA binding. The record is from RefSeq and is a predicted model, not a curated record. Gene Ontology annotation, cellular component: SOSS complex. The coding region runs from base 26 to 1555 and encodes 509 amino acids. Gene Ontology annotation, biological process: response to ionizing radiation; mitotic G2/M transition checkpoint; double-strand break repair via homologous recombination. The transcript has 6 exons.
AAAGUGUAUAUUGAUUGUUAAAACAAUGGAAUACGUACUCAUCAAAGACAUACGGCCGGGCCAGAAAAACAUUAACGUGGUGUUUAUUGUUCUGGAAGUUGGUCAUCCUACUAUCACCAAAGAAAACCGCGAAGUUCGGACGUUUAAAGUGGCGGACAGUACGGCAUGUAUGAACGUUUCGAUUUGGGACGAGCCUGGACAGCUCCUGGUACCAGGCGAUAUUGUAAGAUUAACGAAAGGAUACGCGUCCGUUUGGAGGCAGUGUUUAACGCUGUACUCAGGGAAGAAUGGGGACAUACAAAAGAUCGGAGAAUUUUGCAUGGUAAUCAAUGAACAGUUAAACAUGAGCGAGCCAAAUCCUGCUUUAGCGCAACAAAUGAUUAAUCAAAGUGGAUCUGGUCCACCUGGUAGUAACGUUAACAAUAGCAUUACAAAUAACGGUAAUGCAAAUAAUAUCGCUGGCCAACCUGGAAGGCAACCAUUGGGAUUUCAUUAUCCUCUUAUUGUAGUGAUAUGCCACUUGUUAAUUAAAUUUUUAUUCGCCGCUUCAAUAAGAUGUAUCAAAACAUGUUGGGGAAAGCAACAACAAUUAAAGCUCCCCUUGCAAAGCAUAAUAGGGACGAUUAUGCCACUUGGCAUAGCCAGUGGUCUUGAUGUUGGUCUAUCAAAUUGGGCAAUUUCAUUAAUUACAAUAUCAUUGUACACAAUGACAAAAUCCACUGCUAUUAUUUUUAUCCUUGGGUUUGCUCUUUUCAUGAAAUUGGAAAAAAAGUCUUGGUCAUUAACAUGUAUUGUAGUAAUGAUAUCAGUAGGCUUAUUCAUGUUUACCUAUAAAUCAACGCAAUUUGAAAUUUUUGGAUUUGUCAUCUGCCUCCUAGCAUCAUUUUCAAGCGGUAUUCGAUGGACAAUGUCACAAUUAAUAAUGCAGAAAUCUAAAUUUGGAAUGAAAAGCCCAAUUGAUAUGAUGUACUAUAUGCAAUUGUGGAUGUUAGUACCUAUCACACCUGUGAUGCUAUGGUUUGAAGGACCUCAGGUGUACCGUGAUUUUAUAACAAUAGAUUGGAAUGAUAUUCAGUCUAUUUCGAUGACUGUAACUGCUGUACUUGGAAGUGCUAUUAUAGCUUUCCAUAUGGAAGUUAUGGAAUUUUUAGUUAUUACAUACACGUCUAGUCUUACACUUUCUAUUAUCGGCAUAAUUAAGGAAAUAUGUAUUUUAAUCUUGGCUGUUGAAUGGAAGGGUGAUCAAAUGAGUGGUAUCAAUUUUCUAGGGUUGUUAAUGUGCCUUUGUGGAAUUAUAAUUCAUACCGUUAAGAAAGUACUCUCGAGUAGAAAUAAAAAAGUUGAGACUUUGGAAAUGCAAGUAAAUUCUCUAUCGAGUAAUAGUCUAAAACACGAUGACGGGAUCGAUACGAAUUUUCCUUUGUUAACGCAGAAAUCGACGUCGCUAACAAAUCUUUUAAACGCGGAAUUCAGUUCGGAGGAAGACGACAUAAUCAAACACGAUGAGAAUUCUACUCAAGUACUGUCUAACAUAUUGCAACGUAGGGAGCAGUAGAAGUCUAAGUAUUCGAUAUUCAAUGUGUGCAUUGAGAUGAAGUUUAUUUAUUACAAAAGAGAGAAGGAGUCAUUCCAUGUCCACUUAUAUAUGCUGUUUACCGCAUUUGAUAUAUAUUUUUACAUUUACCAAUGCUUUUUUACGUAAAGACUUUGUCGAUGGUUUCUAUGAAUUUUAACUAUAAAAUGAUUUUCAAAUUACUUUUUCUAUGUCAUGUCAUGAAGUAGGCAAACUUCUAUUUCAAUAUUUAUUUAAAAAUGUUAAAUAUAUGAACAGUAAAGAGAAAGUUAGCAAAGUAAAGUAUAAUACGUAUAUUUAAUGUAAAGAAAUUUAUCCUGUAAUUAGUAUUUCUUACUUGCAGUCUGUGUUAUUAGUUCCUUAUCAGAGGCUAGCAUAAUAUAACAAUGUUACCGAUAGUACUUUUCAAAUUUUUUUCCGAUCGUGUAUAUCAGUGUAUAUAUAAUUAAGACUUCCGAAAACGCAGCAUAAUAAUGGAUAUUAAAAUUAACAUUAAGUAUAUAAAUAUGUGUGUUAUAGAUUGUUAUUAAUUACGAUGAGAAAGUAUAUCUAAUUAGUAACAAUUCUUUCACCAAACUUUUUUGUGAUAACUUUUCUGUUAGCUAUCUUUUUUUGUGAAAUGUAUAAAUAUACAUGUCAUUUUGUAUUUAUAUUCACGAGCUAUUUCGUCACGUGGUACGUGAUUUUAAGAGAUCGUAAAAAAUAAUUUUGAAUUCUACUAAACAAUGUUUUGUAUUACUUGAUGUUUAUUUGAUCUUAUGAUACACAUAUUGAUUUGUGUAACAAUAUAAAUGCACUUGUCGAAGAAACUUAUUUAACGUAUAGAUCUUCUCAUAUUGAGAACAUCGUAAUCUUUCAUUUUAUAAUUUUAAAGUAUUCAUAAUAAAUUUUGCAUACCUAAGUACGCUAUUAUUAUAUUAUUUACUUAACACUUAAAUAACAAAUGUUACGGAAUUUAGUUAUUAUAAGAAAUAUUUGAUAAUAUUUAAUUCCUAGAAUUCUAUAAAUUAUAUUUAAACGUAGUCUAAGUAUAUAGUAACACAUCUUAUAUUUUAUCAUUAUGUGUGAGAAUAAAAUGCAAGAUAAUAUUCAUAAUUGUCAUAUAUGAAAACAAUGUAUAAAUAGUGUAAUAUGUUUCUCGGUUUGAAAAUUAAUGAUUGGAAAUACGUGAUGUGCUAUUUAAUUUAAUGCUAAUCACUUGAAUUCCUGCACCUCGAAAUGAUGUAAAGCAUUCAUUUUUUUUAUAUACAAAUGUAUUACCAUGAUAAGAAUAAAUAUGAUAUAUAUAUGUAUAUGUA